Lactuca virosa is the source of this 1392-nucleotide messenger RNA. The record is from the annotation of a GenBank genome assembly. NCBI's taxonomy places the organism in Eukaryota, Viridiplantae, Streptophyta, Magnoliopsida, Asterales, Asteraceae.
AUGGCUUCUGAAUAUCAAUCAUCCAAUGCUUCGGAUCCGUACAAGCACCUCAAUGUCACUCUAAACCCGGAUGGUACUUUGACCCGACACAUCUCCUUUCCAUCCUCAACCGCCGAACCCCAACUCACCACCGAUUCCCAACUCACACUCUCUAAAGACAUCCCACUCAACCCCACCACCGCCACCUUCCUCCGCCUCUACCGCCCCGUCUCUCCGCCCACCCAAAAACUCCCUAUCAUCAUCUACUUCCAUCCCGGCGGCUUCGUAGUCGUUAGCGCCACCACUGGUCCCAUGCACCUUAUCUGCUCCGAAAUAUCAGCUCAGACUCCUGCGCUCGUUAUAAACGUCGAAUACCGUCUAGGCCCCGAACACCGUCUCCCGGCGGCGUAUGACGACGGGGUUGACACAAUCCGGUGGGUGCGUGACCAGGCAUUAGGAACCGGACUCGACGCUCCGGAGGAGUGGUUGACCGAAUUCGCUGACUUUUCUAGAGUCUACCUAAUGGGUUCUAGUGCCGGAGGAAAUCUAAUCUUCAACGCGGGUUUACGUGUACUUGAUCUUGAUCUUGAUCCAGUUAAGAUCAUGGGGCUCAUCAUCGACCAAGCUUUUUUUGGUGGGAUCGAGCGCACUGAAGCAGAACUUCGACUAGUAAAUGACUAUAUUCUCCCUUUAACCGCAUCGGAUCUUUUAUGGUCUUUGGCGUUGCCUUUAGGAGCUGAUAGAGAUCACGAAUACUGUAAUCCUUUGGCAGAUCGACACGUGUCAUACAAAGAGAAGAUCGGACGGCUUCCGAAGAGUUUGAUCAGGGUGAAUGGUGAGGAUCCAAUGGCUGAUAGACAAAAAGCUUUUGCUAAUAUGUUGGAAUCACAUGGUGUGCACGUGACAAGAAAGUUUUAUGAUGAAGGAAACCAUUGUGUCGAGAUGUUUGAUCCAAAAAAGGCACAAAUCUUCUAUAAUGAUGUCAAGAAUUUCUCACCAGCCGAACCCCAACUCACCACCGAUUCACAAGUCACACUUUUUAAAGAUAUCCCACUCAACCCCACCACCACCUUCCUCCGCCUCUACCGCCCUGUCUCUCCGCCAACCCAAAAACUCUCAAUUAUUAUCUACUUCCACCCCGGCGGCUUCGUAUUCGUUAGCGCCACCUCUACUCCCAUCCACCAUACAUGCUCCCAUCUAUCCGCUCAUUCUCCGGCUAUCGUUAUAAGCGUCGAAUACCGUCUUGCCUCCGAACACCGCCUCGCGGCGGCGUAUGACGACGGGGUUGAAGCAAUCUCGUGGGUGCGUGACCAGGCAUUAGUAACCGGAAUCGACAAUCCCGAUGAGUGGUUGACCGAACUGGCUGACUUUUCUAAAGUCUACGUAAUGGGUGCUAGUGCAGAGGAAAUCUAA